Psylliodes chrysocephalus is the source of this 883-nucleotide messenger RNA. The record is from the annotation of a GenBank genome assembly. Lineage: Eukaryota; Metazoa; Arthropoda; Insecta; Coleoptera; Chrysomelidae.
UUUUAUCGAAUAUACUAUAUUAUAUCGCAGGAUCAACGAAUAAAAAUUAUUAAGUUUUAACCAUUAAAAAAUAUGAUAAAAUUAAUUGUCUUGCUUUUAGUGACUAUUGUUUCAAUAGUACAUGGUCAAACUGACUAUUGUAAGUUGUCUUGCAAUGAUGAGAUGAAUAUUGUAUGCAAAAGAAAAGAUGUUAAUUGUGGUGCAGGACCAAAAUGUGGUGGAAAAUAUACGCUGAUUUCUCUAACGAAUGAAGAUAAACAACUAAUUUUAGAUGUACACAAUGAAUUACGAAACAGAGUUGCAACUGGAGAAGAAACCAUUGGCAAGCAACCGUCUGCUUCAAAUAUGAAAGCUUUGAAUUACAACAGCGAGCUAGGAUAUGGAGCACAAUGUAUGACCAAUAGCUGCCUAUUGUCUGAUCAAUGUAGUCGUACAGAAUCUUACUCAUAUGUGGGACAAACCUAUUCAAUAUCAGCUUACAUGGGUGGAGAUGAGGGAUAUAAACAAGUAAUCAAUAACACCAUCAGACUUUGGUACAGCGAUGUUAAAUAUUUUAAUGCAUCCUCAGUAUCCAGUUUCGAGAAAAAUGUAGAGGUUGACAGAAGUUACACUCAGUUAGUAUGGGCCAAAACCAAAGAAGUUGGAUGUGGAAUUACUAGAACUGAAAAUCGUAAUUGGUCCAAGUACUAUAUUGCUUGCAAUUACGGACCAGGAGGUAAUAUCAUAGGAGAGCCUGUAUACGAAAUUGGCAGUCCAGCUUCAGCCUGUACACCAGAAUUACCAGUAAAUUCUAAUUAUCCAGGAUUGUGUGGGCAAGAUAAUAUUAAUUAAUAAAAUUAAUUUAUAAUUAUUUACUUUUGAAAGUUAAAAUAAAAGGUACCAG